AAGUGACGUCAUGAAGUGGAAUGGAAGUGGCUGAGAAACGCGAGUCCCUCUUACACCGGAGCUUCUCCGGCGGCGACGUCAGUUGUCUGCUUCUUCUGCACAGAGAGGCUGUUCCCGAAUCCUCCUCUUUCUCUUGACUCGCUGUGAGGCUCCGUCGCCAAGAUGUACGACGCGGACGAGGAUAUGCAAUAUGAUGAGGAUGAUGAUGAAAUCACUCCAGACUUGUGGCAAGAAGCAUGCUGGAUUGUCAUCAGCUCCUACUUUGAUGAAAAAGGCCUCGUCCGACAACAGUUGGAUUCAUUUGAUGAAUUCAUUCAGAUGUCUGUGCAGAGAAUUGUUGAAGAUGCCCCACCCAUUGAUCUGCAAGCAGAAGCUCAACAUGCUACAGGAGAAGUGGAAGAACCACCUCGUUAUCUUUUGAAAUUUGAACAAAUUUACCUAUCUAAGCCUACACAUUGGGAAAGAGAUGGUGCCCCUUCUCCUAUGAUGCCAAAUGAAGCAAGACUGAGAAACCUCACGUAUUCUGCUCCAUUGUAUGUGGACAUAAUGAAAACAGUUAUUAAAGAAGGUGAGGACCAGUUGCAGACACAACAUCAAAAAACAUUUAUAGGAAAAAUUCCUAUCAUGCUGCGAUCCACAUAUUGCCUGCUAAAUGGCUUGACUGACCGUGAUCUUUGUGAGCUGAAUGAGUGCCCCCUCGACCCUGGCGGCUAUUUCAUUAUUAAUGGAUCAGAAAAGGUUCUGAUUGCUCAGGAGAAAAUGGCUACAAACACAGUAUAUGUGUUUGCAAAGAAAGAUUCUAAAUAUGCGUACACAGGAGAGUGUCGUUCUUGCCUGGAGAAUUCUUCUCGACCCACAAGUACUAUAUGGGUUAGCAUGCUGGCCAGAGGUGGACAGGGUGCCAAGAAGAGUGCCAUAGGUCAGCGCAUUGUGGCAACAUUGCCAUAUAUCAAACAGGAAGUCCCUAUCAUUAUUGUCUUUCGUGCCUUAGGGUUUGUCUCUGACAGAGACAUCUUGGAGCAUAUAAUUUAUGAUUUCGAAGAUCCUGAGAUGAUGGAAAUGGUUAAACCUUCUUUAGAUGAAGCAUUUGUCAUCCAGGAACAGAACGUUGCCCUGAAUUUCAUUGGUUCAAGAGGUGCAAAGCCUGGUGUAACGAAAGAAAAAAGAAUCAAGUAUGCAAAAGAAGUUUUGCAGAAGGAGAUGCUUCCGCAUGUUGGUGUUAGUGACUUCUGUGAAACCAAAAAGGCAUAUUUUCUUGGGUAUAUGGUUCAUAGGCUAUUGCUGGCAGCGUUAGGGAGAAGGGAACUGGAUGACAGAGAUCACUACGGCAACAAACGGCUAGAUCUUGCAGGACCGUUACUUGCUUUCUUGUUCAGAGGAAUGUUUAAGAACUUGCUGAAAGAAGUUAGAAUAUAUGCACAGAAGUUUAUUGACAGAGGGAAGGAUUUUAACUUGGAGCUAGCAAUUAAAACCAGAAUUAUAUCGGAUGGGUUGAAAUACUCAUUGGCUACAGGCAACUGGGGAGACCAGAAGAAAGCUCACCAGGCCAGAGCUGGAGUAUCUCAGGUGUUGAACCGACUCACAUUUGCAUCUACACUUUCCCACUUGCGUCGCUUGAAUUCCCCUAUCGGCAGAGAUGGUAAAUUGGCCAAGCCCAGGCAGCUGCACAACACCUUGUGGGGAAUGGUUUGUCCUGCUGAAACUCCAGAGGGUCAUGCUGUGGGGCUUGUGAAGAACCUUGCUCUCAUGGCAUAUAUCUCUGUGGGAUCCCAGCCAUCCCCGAUUCUGGAAUUUUUAGAAGAAUGGAGUAUGGAAAACCUUGAAGAAAUUUCUCCAGCAGCCAUUGCAGAUGCUACAAAGAUCUUUGUGAAUGGAUGCUGGGUUGGAAUACACAAAGACCCAGAACAGCUUAUGAACACACUGAGGAAAUUGCGUCGUCAGAUGGACAUCAUUGUGUCAGAGGUGUCUAUGAUCAGAGAUAUCAGGGAACGAGAAAUCCGCAUUUAUACUGAUGCUGGAAGGAUUUGCCGCCCGCUUCUAAUUGUAGAAAAGCAAAAGUUGCUUCUGAAGAAGAGACACAUUGACCAACUGAAAGAACGUGAAUAUAACAACUACAGUUGGCAGGACUUGGUGGCCAGCGGUGUAGUGGAAUACAUUGACACCUUAGAAGAGGAGACUGUCAUGUUGGCCAUGACUCCAGAUGACCUGCAGGAGAAAGGGGUUGCAUACUGUUCAACUUACACACACUGUGAGAUUCACCCAUCCAUGAUCCUAGGGGUCUGUGCCUCUAUUAUCCCAUUUCCAGAUCACAAUCAGUCUCCUAGGAAUACAUACCAGUCUGCUAUGGGCAAACAGGCCAUGGGUGUUUAUAUCACCAACUUUCAUGUCCGGAUGGAUACACUUGCCCAUGUGCUGUAUUAUCCUCAGAAACCCCUUGUGACUACACGUUCUAUGGAAUACCUAAGAUUCAGAGAGUUACCAGCAGGCAUCAACUCUAUUGUGGCCAUAGCAUCAUACACUGGAUAUAAUCAAGAAGACUCUGUCAUCAUGAAUCGUUCUGCUGUGGAUAGGGGCUUUUUCAGGUCUGUGUUCUAUCGUUCAUACAAAGAGCAGGAAUCCAAGAAAGGAUUCGACCAAGAAGAAGUGUUUGAGAAGCCUACUCGUGAAACAUGUCAAGGGAUGAGGCAUGCCAUCUAUGACAAACUGGAUGAUGAUGGUUUGAUUGCACCUGGUGUGCGUGUGUCAGGAGAUGAUGUUAUCAUUGGCAAGACAGUAACUUUGCCAGAGAAUGAAGAUGAACUAGAGAGUACGAAUCGCCGUUACACCAAAAGAGAUUGCAGCACUUUCCUACGCACUAGUGAAACUGGCAUUGUUGAUCAAGUCAUGGUUACCUUAAACCAGGAAGGAUACAAGUUUUGCAAAAUCAGAGUGCGUUCUGUAAGAAUCCCACAGAUUGGAGAUAAGUUUGCCAGCAGACAUGGUCAGAAAGGUACCUGUGGUAUCCAGUACAGACAAGAGGAUAUGCCUUUCACAUGUGAAGGAAUCACUCCUGAUAUAAUCAUCAAUCCCCAUGCUAUCCCUUCACGUAUGACCAUUGGUCACUUGAUUGAAUGUCUGCAAGGGAAGGUAUCUGCAAAUAAGGGAGAAAUUGGUGAUGCCACACCUUUCAAUGAUGCAGUGAAUGUGCAGAAGAUUUCAAAUUUGCUGUCUGAUUAUGGUUACCAUCUGAGAGGAAAUGAGGUUUUGUACAAUGGCUUCACAGGUCGCAAAAUUACAUCACAGAUCUUUAUUGGCCCUACUUACUACCAACGCUUAAAACACAUGGUAGAUGAUAAAAUUCAUUCCCGUGCGAGAGGACCAAUUCAGAUACUAAACAGGCAACCUAUGGAAGGUCGAUCACGUGAUGGUGGUCUCCGUUUUGGAGAAAUGGAACGAGAUUGUCAGAUUGCUCACGGAGCAGCACAGUUCUUAAGGGAAAGGUUGUUUGAAGCAUCAGACCCUUACCAGGUUCACGUGUGCAACCUGUGUGGAUUAAUGGCAAUCGCAAACACCAGGACACAUACAUAUGAGUGCAGGGGCUGCCGGAACAAGACACAGAUUUCUCUGGUGAGAAUGCCAUAUGCUUGUAAACUCCUCUUCCAAGAGCUGAUGUCAAUGAGCAUUGCACCUAGAAUGAUGAGUGUGUAGCUGUCAGGAAGCUCCCAUUUUUCACCCACAAUAUAGUUUUUACCUCGAGUUUUUAACUUGUGUGCUCCUCCUUAAAUAUUUUCCAAAUCCGAAUAUCUAUCAUGGCUGAGGUUUUCCAGUUGUUCAGUGUGUGACUUCUUUUUUGUAAAUAGAAAUAAAAGCUUUUCAGUCAUGUA
Molecule: messenger RNA, 3863 nt
Organism: Sceloporus undulatus (fence lizard)
Lineage: Eukaryota; Metazoa; Chordata; Lepidosauria; Squamata; Phrynosomatidae
Gene: POLR2B
Product: RNA polymerase II subunit B
Exons: 25
Coding region: 163-3687 (1174 amino acids)
Biological process (GO): DNA-templated transcription
Cellular component (GO): RNA polymerase II, core complex
Molecular function (GO): DNA binding; ribonucleoside binding; DNA-directed RNA polymerase activity
Source: RefSeq, a predicted model, not a curated record